Molecule: messenger RNA, 1967 nt
Organism: Cornus florida
Lineage: Eukaryota; Viridiplantae; Streptophyta; Magnoliopsida; Cornales; Cornaceae
Exons: 1
Coding region: 251-1699 (482 amino acids)
Molecular function (GO): S-adenosylmethionine-dependent methyltransferase activity
Source: RefSeq, a predicted model, not a curated record
AUUUUUUUUUUACAAGACUUGAAACAUAAAACGGUUAAAAUUUCUUAAUAUAUAAGUGUAAUUUAAUAAAUUAAUAAUAUAUUUAUGGCGAAACCGACCUAACCGACCUAAACUCGUUGGAUUUUUCAAGGCAUGCCCGCUGGGAAUUUUUUUUUUUUCGAAAUGUGAAUUUUUGCCAUACCUAUAAAUAACUCUCUUUGAUUUCUCAAAUAUUUUAUUCAAUCUCUCUCUGCAUACAUUCAGUAACACCAUGGAACCUAUCGUAGGUAAACCAAGUCUCUGGAGCGAUAUUCUGGUGCGAGUGGUCUCAUUUGGCAUUCUCAUAAUUCUCGCUCGAUCCGCUUUCAUCGUUAGCGAUUCCGCCGACUUCUGCUUCUUCUCCGACACGGUCAGAGUCUCCGAUCCCUCCCCCGCAACCUCCGUCGCACACCUCCAGAAUUACUUUUCGUCGGUCUUCCAAGAUUUGAUCGCCGAAGGCUUCCUCUCGCCGGACUCCAAGGCUCUCUGCAUCGAAACCCUAACCGGCCAAGACGUCGAAGCUCUGCGGGAAAUCGGAGUCGUUGACUCCAUCGGAAUUUCCAAGAAACCUUCCCCGCCGUUCGUCGUCUCCGGCCGUUCCGUUCGCCAUCCAUUCCACGAUAACACCUUCGAUUUCGAGUUUUCCGGCAAUGCAAGUCUGGACCGGUCGGCUCAUCCGGCCGAGUUCGCUUCCGAGGUAUCGAGGACGCUCAAACCGGGAGGCUUCUUCGUCGUCCACACACUGUCCAAAGACCUGUACAGUCUCAACUCAUUGCUUGAUUUGUUCAAUUCUUGCACAUUGAUUAGGGCACGCGAUAUCGACGGUUUCGAUUCAUCGAUGCCGUCGAUUCGCGAGAUUGUUCUGAAGAAGGAAAAUGAAAUUCUUGGCCAUGGCAAGAAAAAGAAGCAAGCUUUGAAUGCCAAUUCGGUGAAUAGAUGCUCUGUUCAGGGGUAUAAACAGGAAUUGACACGGAAUGCUGAGCCUUUGAUCACACCAGAGCCAUUAAAGCCUUGGAUUACAUUGAAAAGGAAUGUAAAGAACAUUAGGUAUCUUUCUUCAAUGGUGGAUAUUGGUUUUAAGUCCAAGUAUGUAUAUAUUGAUGUUGGAGCUAGGAAUUAUGGUUCAAGCAUUGGGAGUUGGUUUAAUAAACAGUACCCAAAACAGAACAAAACCUUUGACAUUUAUGCAAUUGAGGCCGACAAGGCGUUCCACGCAGAGUAUAGUAUGAAGAAAGGAGUAAAUCUUUUGCCUUAUGCUGCAUGGGUGAGGAAUGAGACUCUGUUUUUUGAAAUUAAUCGCGAACCAAGUCGAAAAAAUGAGGAGAGAGGUAGAGGAAUGGGUAGGAUUCAAGCUGCGCAGUCCUCCAGUAAUUUUGUGGGUGAUCUGGAUAGGAUUGUGGGAUUUGAUUUUGCGAAUUGGUUGAAGAACACAGUGUCGGAGAGAGAUUUCGUGGUGAUGAAAAUGGAUGUGGAAGGGACUGAAUUUCAUUUGAUUCCGAGGUUGGUGGAAACCGGAGCAAUUUGUUUGAUCGAUGAGUUGUUUAUUGAAUGCCAUUACAGUAGAUGGCAGAGAUGUUGCCCCGGGGAGAGGAGCUCAAAGUAUCAAAAGACAUACGCCCAAUGCUUGGAACUGUUGUCUUCUUUACGAAGGAGGGGAGUUCUUGUGCAUCAAUGGUGGUGAUUGGUAACAGUCAAUUACUUUGACUUACUUUAAUUCUUUCUCAGUGAUGAUUUUAGUUGUUGUUUUUUGGUAGGGAGAAGAUGUUAGUUGUUGCAUUCGAGAAUUUGUCUAUAUAUAUAUUUUUUGUUCUGUACUCAAUUUUUUCAACUUUCCCACCUGCAAAUAGGAAUCCAAUUACAUUUUAUCUGUAUCAUGUGUUUUCUGUUUCUGAAUCUUUUAAUUGUACAUUGUCAAAAUAAUCUGAAUUUUAUUUUCUCAUUAUUUUACA